AUGGAUGUGAUUCAGGAAUAUCGGUUUGGCAGCUGUGUGGAGAAAAGUCAAACAUCUACAACCACCACUGUGAUAGAUGGCAAAAAUGGAUCUGUGCCCAGGACGUCUGGAAAAAUGUUGAAAAGAUCAGUGACAGAAGACAUUGUCACGACAUUCAGCUCUCCAGCUGCAUGGCUUCUGGUUAUUGCUCUAAUCAUUACUUGGUCAGCUGUGGCUGUUGUCAUGUUUGAUCUAGUGGAUUACAAAAACUUUUCAGCAAGCUCCAUUUCCAAGAUUGGCUCUGACCCUCUAAAAAUUGUGCAUGAUGCUGUGGAAGAAACUACAGAUUGGAUCUAUGGAUUUUUUUCAUUGCUGUCUGAUAUCAUAUCUUCUGAUGGUGAAGAAGAAGAUGAUGAUGAUGGAGUCGACACCGAUGAAGGACAAGAGGAAGAGCCUCCCUUGAAAAAAUAUGAAAUUCACAAAGAAAAGGCUGAAAAGCAGGAAAAACCUGAAAAGAAAAUAGCACCUAAAGUAACUCACAAAGAAAAGCCAGAAAAAGAAAAGCCAGAAAUUGAACUUAAAGCAAGUCACAAAGAUAAACCUGAGAAAAAAGAAAAACCAGAAAUGAAAACACUACUCAAAGAUGAGAAGAAGAGUAAAAGCUCAAAAGCUGAAGAAAAGAGUAAGAAGGAAGUGAAAAGUGGAAAACCAGAGAAGGUGAAGCAAGCUGAUGCUAAAGCAAAAAAGGUGGAGAAAACACCAGCUAAACCCAAAGGCAAAGAAGAAAAAGGAACUGCAGCUGUUUCAAAAAAAGAACAGAAAGAUCAGUUUGCAUUCUGUCGCUAUAUGAUUGACAUGUUUGCCCAAGGGGAUUUAAAACCAGGACAAAGUCCAGCAAUACCUCCUCUACUACCUGUUGGACAAGUUUCCCAACCUGAACGGGCACCAUUAGCUCUUGGAGGCAAGUUCCUUAUCUCUUUUUCAGAGACUUUCUUAUUUCAAAUAACAACCCCUUCUUGA
Molecule: messenger RNA, 999 nt
Organism: Vombatus ursinus (common wombat)
Lineage: Eukaryota; Metazoa; Chordata; Mammalia; Diprotodontia; Vombatidae
Gene: TRDN
Product: triadin
Exons: 11
Coding region: 1-999 (332 amino acids)
Cellular component (GO): sarcoplasmic reticulum; membrane
Molecular function (GO): signaling receptor binding
Source: RefSeq, a predicted model, not a curated record